AUGCAUUUGAUGUACUCGACGGGGCCGGACGGCAAGCGGCUGUAUACGCUCAAGAAGACGGCGCCGAACGGUGUCAUGACGCGUUCUGCUCACCCUGCGCGCUUUUCGCCGGACGACAAGUUUUCGCGCAACCGUAUUGUGAUCAAAAAGCGCUUUGGUCUGCUGCCGACGCAGCAGUCGCCGCUGCGUAACUAG
Malassezia japonica is the source of this 195-nucleotide messenger RNA. It is a transcript of the gene NOP10, whose product is annotated as snoRNP complex protein. Gene Ontology annotation, cellular component: box H/ACA snoRNP complex. The coding region runs from base 1 to 195 and encodes 64 amino acids. The transcript is spliced from 2 exons. Gene Ontology annotation, molecular function: telomerase RNA binding; snoRNA binding. Gene Ontology annotation, biological process: ribosome biogenesis; positive regulation of telomerase RNA localization to Cajal body; rRNA pseudouridine synthesis. The record is from RefSeq and is a predicted model, not a curated record. Lineage: Eukaryota; Fungi; Basidiomycota; Malasseziomycetes; Malasseziales; Malasseziaceae.